ACACGCGCGGCUCGUGCCGCGGGCGCGGUAGAGUCGGUGGUUUUAAACGGCGGUCGUUGGAUCGAUUUUUCCUCUGCCACCUGUGUACUGUCGCACACUCGACCGCACACAUACACACAGGGGGGUAAAAGCUGAGCUAAUGGCAAGGUGAAGCCGAGCUCGCAGUACGCCGCGUAAUUCGGUGGCAAGGAGCUGGGCGCCGUCGGGAACGCUCGCUUCCGCUUGCGCUCACGCACGAUGAAAAAUAAAUGAUCGCGUGGACCACGUAUGCACCACCGCGGCCACGUUAUUUACGCGUUCGCGUUUGCACGUGCGAUUUCUAAAGCGGACGUUCCCGCAUUUUUUUCGCGGGCAGUGUAAUUUUAUCGCAGUUACCUCGGCGCUGUCUCAUUCCUAUUCGUAUUACGAUUAAUCGGAUUCCCGUGCGGUUUCGUUCGGAUUGUAACGCAGGUACCUUACCACCUGUUCGUCGGAGGGGAAAACCGCUACAUAUUCGUGACGUCAAUCGAAUGACUAUUCGAAGAAAAGCGACGACCGUUCGCGCAUGUAUAGGAAGCGUAGAGCGAAAUUCAGUAGGCGUUGAGAAACCUUCCCUCUCCAGCGCGAAGGCUUUCCGAGGCGGAUCGUUGAUACGACAAAUUACAGAACAAAGUUUUACUCAUGAACAAUGAGACUGAAACACCGAUCGGGCAACUUUGACUCUUUAAUCGCUUUCGUAUCGACGUGAGAGCGCCGGGGGCGAACUCGCGGAUGCGUUCGCGGAAGAAAAUCUAUUGUCGGAAGGAAUACGAUAAAAUGCUUGUGCCGCGAAGCGAGCAGCUAGCGAAGAACUUUCGUACCCGCGACUUGUGAGGAUCACGUUAAAAUCGCCAUGAAGUGGAAGAGAGGACCGUGCGAGUUUCUGUCGCAGAAAACGUUUCUCAUAAUAAAGGAUGACUUGGAUAUUUCGAAAGCAGGGACGACCAGGGCGGCAAACGGCAAGAAGGCAGCGGCGAAAAAUGCGGCGCACACCGGCACCUGGCCGCCAAAGAUGAAGCGCGUGCAGGCGUUCUGCGGGGAGGAGCCGGAGAGGCCGAAGACGGCGAAUCUCGCGAGGCCGAGCGUGCUGGACCCCGCGCUCGUGGACAAGCUCGACAUGUCGUUGCUCAGUAAGGAAUUGCUGUGCAACUCGAUGACGCGCUACCAUCAGUUGACCGGCAAGACGAUCGGUGGGGGCAUGACAUCGUCGUCGUCGUCGUCGUCGUCGCUGUCAUUGCUGUUGCCGUCGCCGCCGUCGGCGACACGACGACGCCAGAGCGCCGCCGUCAGCGUCGCGACGACGACCACCACCUGGUCGUCUCACGACGACGCCCCAGUGCGUCGUAAGCGACGGAGCUUCGAGCAGAUUCACGAGCCGCGGGCCGCAGCGGGCCACAUGGAGGAGCUCAACGGAUCGCGAUCGCCCGCCGUCGCCGCGAUGCAGGAGCACACGUCCGUCAAACGGAACCCCGACGUCAGGAGGCUCGACGAUAACAAUAAUAAAAACAGUCCUCCCAAGGUGCUGUCGACGGUGAAGAAGAAGAACUCGAGGUCCGGUUUAUCGAAUGACCUGGAAAUAUUCACCGCCACGUCGGCGAAAAGCGCCCCGGAGCCAUGCAAGACCUGCGGACGCCCGGAUCAGCCGGAGAGAUUCCACAGUCAUCCGAAGGGCAGUCGGACCAAAAUAAAGGACAUCCCGGCGUCGACGACGACGAAACCGAAGCCCGCGGUGCCGCCGGUACCAAAGUCCAUCCAGAAGCCGGUGGCAAUGAACUUCCGCAGCGACCGGAACAAGAAACUGGACGAGAGCGAGACGAAGUCGAGUCAGGAUCGUCCCUCGCGGAACGCGGAGGACAGGUCGUCGUCUGCGCCGACGAGACGGGGCCCCAAGACCGUCACGUGCUACGUAUGCGCCCGGGAAUUCGGCAACGCCAGCUUCCCCAUACACGAGCCCAAAUGCAUGGAGAAAUGGGAGCGCGAGAAUAAUUUGCUGCCUCCGUCUCAAAGACGGCCCAGGCCGCAAAGACCCGCGGUUGGUAUCGAGCACAACGAGUGGAACGAAGCCGCAUGGGAGCAGAGUCAGGAGCAAUUAAUCCCGUGUGCGAAGUGUGGGAGAACGUUUUUGCCAGAACGAUUGCCGGUCCACGAGAGAAGCUGCAAAGCCACGCCGAAGAGUACGAUCGAACGACUGUCCACGGCGACGAUCGCACGUAAUGCGCCGAAUACCGUCCCAUGUCGUAUCUGCGGCCGAAAAUUCGGUAGCAGAAGCAUCGUGAUUCACGAGCCUCAGUGCAACAGGCGAUGGCAAGCGCAGACUCAGCAGGAAGAUCAAGCCCUCUACAGGCAGAAUUCGGUCGAUGGACAAAGGAAUUCGUCGUUGACGUAUCCGGAUUUGUCGCAAAAGAAAACAGUUACAUGUUACAUUUGCGGCCGGGAUUUCGGAUCGUCCAGUAUCGUCAUUCACGAGCCCCAGUGCUUGAAGAAGUGGCAUGCCGAGAAUGACAAGCUGUCGCCGGCUCGGAGAAGAAAGGCGCCACAAAAACCUGAAAUCGUAUACAUACGUACGAUACAGUCGGCACUGACGGCUUCACUGUUCGCAGAGGAUCCUAACACGGGUGGCAUGGUGGUCGACCAGACGGCGACGACGGAGGCCAACUGGAUGACGCAUCUGAGCCAGCUGGUGCCCUGCAAGCGCUGCGGGAGGACCUUCAAUCCCGAACGCGUCAACGUUCACGAGAAAAGCUGCAAAGGGAGCCGUUGAUUAUUAUUCUGUCGGCAGAAUAUAUUGUACUAAUUGAGUGUCGCUUGUACCUUCUAGAAGUGUGCCGUUUGUGUUUUUAUAUGGACAUCGAAUAAUAUCGACUCUGUAACAUAGCUCGUAUGCGGCGUUCGGAAUUUUUUACUUCGCUUCUACCUAGCUUAACGUUUAUUGAUUACCGAUGUGUAAUUCGCGAUUGGCUUAAUCCUCUGUUUUUCGAGCAGGCGCUCGGAUUGUUAACGUAACAAACUCGACGCACCGCACCCGACGCGCAUCUUGCGUGAACGCACGAAUGCUGUUAGACAUUACGGAUCAGUGCAUAAUUACAACGCAAUUUCAGUUUAAUUAAUUACGCAAAUCAAUUGUCAGCUUAUUGUAUACAGGGCGUCCCAAUUUCAUGUCCCACCACGAAUAACUUAAUUUCGCAGAAAGAAACGUUUCAGACGAAGGUUGUUUGGUUCGAAGGGGGACAUAAGAUGGUGCCAUUAGUUUGACCUUGACGAGUUGCUUGAAGGUC
Messenger RNA from Vollenhovia emeryi, 3293 nucleotides. RefSeq lists its product as uncharacterized. Bases 872 to 2779 code for a protein of 635 amino acids. Lineage: Eukaryota; Metazoa; Arthropoda; Insecta; Hymenoptera; Formicidae. The record is from RefSeq and is a predicted model, not a curated record. The transcript is spliced from 8 exons.